UGUACCGUCAGCCUUCACGUCGCCGUGACGUUCUUCUGUUUCGUCUUGUCCUUCUCGUUUCACCCUUGCAGUUUGUUCACCGACUUUGUCACCGUUUCACCCGUUUACUUAUUCAUUCGAUUUCUUACAAAUAUCAAACGUCUUCACCUUUCAUUAAUUAACCGAGAUUCAAUGGCUUCUUUUAUACUUCUAUGUGCUACCGUGGUAAUCUAACAGUGCUAAUCAGGAACGAUUAAAGACACUUUAAAAGUUUUCCUAUUGCAAAUAGAAAGUGAUCGAAGAUACAAGUGAAGAAACAUUAGAGUGAGAAAUAAGUUAUCUGAAAAUCUUAAGCCUACAAAAUUAAUAAGUUUAUUAAUUAAUUCUGGUCACCUUUAGAAAAAUAGGUACCGCGACCUAAAGAAUCGUGCCUUGACAUCAUGCACCAAUUGAAGAUAGUUUAUUAGUGACCAGCAACGUAAAAAUCUUUGAACGAACAAUUUAUAAGUUUAAAUGAGUACGAAGGUGAGUCCUAUCUAAGGCAUCCGAUAACCGACAAUAUAAAACGAACCGUUCGAUUUGCAACAAUGAAAGACCACGCGGCUAUUUUACAUUGUCGACAAUCGCGCUCAGUGGGGCUGACCGUACGGCAGAGAUGAAAUCUCGCCGAGACUUACGUGUAUCAGCUCAGCCUCGUGCGAGACACGAACGUCUCGUUUGGGGUAGGAGAUCAGAUACGUGUUUUAAUACCAGGCACGCAAAUCAAGAAGAAAUGGAGCAUAAACAGACAAUUCUGCUUCCACCGGCGUUAAGCAACAGUAGUUGUUGGCAAAGAGACACGUCCGAAGCCAUUUGGACCGUUCCAGGACCAGCGGAAUUACUACGCGCCGCUCUAAUUCUUCUACUCAGCCUUGGUAUCCUUUGCGCGAACCUAUUAGUAAUAUGCGUCAUCAACAGCAAACGAUACAGCAAAUACAUUCACGCACAGCCAAGAUAUUUACUGACGAGUCUGGCAAGCAACGACUUCGCUAUUGGUCUCCUGGUUACACCAUUCGGCUUCCUACCAGCUGUGUAUGGAUGUUGGCCUUACGGUGAAGUUGUCUGUCAAAUACAGGCACUUCUUAGAGGAGCUUUAACUCAACAAAGUGCCGUUAUCCUCAUCUGCAUGGCAAUUGAUCGUUACGUUUGUAUGCUGCAUCCUCAUCAUUAUCAUAAGCACGCUUCUAAAAAGUAUUACAUGCGGCAGGGUUGCGUGACAGUGAUGUCAACUACCUGGAUAGCGAGUAUGGCGAUUUUUGGUGCUCUAGUGCUCCCAAGAGGAGGCUACUACUUCAACAACUCUGGUCUUCUGGCCUGUGACCCUUUCUUCGCCAGAGCUUCUCUUAGGAUCCUUGCCUGCUGCUGUUUUUAUUUUCCUACAACAAUGGUGCUGAUGUAUUGCUACGGUUCAGCCUUUCACGUUAACAAAUUACGCCUGAAAAGAGUAGUUUGUGUUAACACAGCGGAGGUUGUUAAUGGCGGACACAUAGAUAGGGUAAGUCGAGUUUGGCUCUACCAAAAAAUUAAUUUAAUCCAUGAUUUUAAGUUAAAAGACAAUUUAUAUGACAAUAAAAGGUUCUGA
This is a messenger RNA of Osmia lignaria (orchard mason bee), 1600 nucleotides long. The record is from RefSeq and is a predicted model, not a curated record. Lineage: Eukaryota; Metazoa; Arthropoda; Insecta; Hymenoptera; Megachilidae.